GAUGACUCCAGCGAGGAACACUGUACCAUCUGCCUGCAAAGAAUCAUAGACAAGGCCCUCCUGUUGUGCUCCCACGACGCAUUUGUUAUGAGUGCAUGAUGAUAUGGCUGAAACAGUCACGACGCUGCCCUCUGUGUACCGCCGAGAUAGGGCCAUACAUCAUACAUGGAAUCCGGUCAAAGUUUGACUACCAGAAACAUUUCCUCCCGCCUCUGCGCAGAUCACCCUCACCCCAAACUUCCCACACGCCACGCGGUUCUGACACAACACAGUUCCGUCGACGUCGCCGAACCGAAGUGUCGUGGGGUGUAGCAUCAUCCACACGCCAGGACUUGGAAAACACUCGAGAUGAACUUGGGCGAGCUAUUGAGCGAAGAAGGCAUGUAUAUCGUAAUCGAUUAUUUGCCAAACACAUUGCGUCGAAUGCGUUUACCAAAUUCAGGCCUUAUCCCACGCCAUCUCAAAUAGCAUCGUCCGACGAAUUACAGAGCCGUGCUACUGCCUUCAUUCGUCGAGAAUUACGGAUAUGGCCGAAUUUGGACGUCGAGUUUUUUACCCAGUUCGUUCUUUCACUUCUUCGUCGACUAGAUAUUCGAUCAGAGCCUGCAGUUCGUGCACUUGCAGAAUUCUUGGACCUCAGUGGAAAAUCCUACACGCCAGGUGCAGCAGUUCAUAAUGCGGAGCAUUUUGCUCAUGAACUAUAUUCCUAUCUCCGUUCGCCAUUUAAGGAGCUCACUGCUUAUGACCGCUAUGUUCAGUAUGAUGAAACUAUCUCCCUGUCAUCAGUCCCCCAACAAGAUGGAAGAAUCAGCGUUCAGGCGCUUUGGAUCCAUCAUCGCUAAGUUCCCCCUCGAGCUCAACAGCCCCUAGCUCCUCCCGGGGCAAUGAAGGGCAAUUGCAGGUGCAUCCGGAGCCCCAACGGAGAAGCCUCCAAUCUCCGUAUGAUAUGUUGGGGCAUGGAUCUCCUGUGCGAUUACCAACCCAAUUUUCAAGCGCACCAGAAUCAGUCCACAGUGUUUCCCUCCCCGGCGAGAGCCACCCGUCAGAUGGGGCGUCUCGCAAGGACGGAUCGCAUUCAUACAACCAUUCUGCGUCACCCAGAGGAUUGGUUUCAGUUUCGAGAAGAGGCCAAUCUCGGCACAGUACGAGCCCAUUGCGACGCCAAACCAGGAGCUUGUCAAGGGGGGGGAGCAACAAUAUGCAAUCGCCAGGUUUCAGGCAGCGUCAUUCAACUUCUCCGGGGGGUUACGUAUUCGGAAGCAGAAGAGAGAGAUCUGGGGUUCGUCCCUCU
This is a messenger RNA of Cantharellus anzutake, 1291 nucleotides long. RefSeq lists its product as uncharacterized. Bases 96 to 842 code for a protein of 248 amino acids. Gene Ontology annotation, molecular function: ubiquitin protein ligase activity. The record is from RefSeq and is a predicted model, not a curated record. The transcript has 7 exons. Lineage: Eukaryota; Fungi; Basidiomycota; Agaricomycetes; Cantharellales; Hydnaceae. Gene Ontology annotation, biological process: protein monoubiquitination; protein polyubiquitination.